Molecule: messenger RNA, 2455 nt
Organism: Eucalyptus grandis
Lineage: Eukaryota; Viridiplantae; Streptophyta; Magnoliopsida; Myrtales; Myrtaceae
Product: xyloglucan glycosyltransferase 4
Cellular component (GO): Golgi apparatus
Molecular function (GO): glycosyltransferase activity
Source: RefSeq, a predicted model, not a curated record
GGAAAAAAGAAUUCAGAAACAGGCACCCAUUUUCAUGGUCACUCCCAUCUCACUCUCUAUAAUGUUGUGCAGUUUCUCUGCUGAGAACCCACUACAGCAGUUUGCUUCUGCUCCAAAUUCUUGAUCUGGGGUUCUCGAAUUUCUCCCUGUUUUUCUUUGUUCAUUUUUGUUUCUGGAAUAUCGAGCUGCUGAAGGCAUGGCUCCAAACACGGUCGUGCUGACCAUUGAGAAGCCAAACAACAACUUCUCAUUGCUUGAGAUCAGUGGUCCUGAUACAUCCCUGCUUCUGGAGCAGAAGCGAAAAGCCGCCAGUCCCAAGCAAUUCACAUGGCUGCUUCUCCUGAAAGCACACAAAGCUCUGGCAUGCGUUUCUUGGUUGGCCAUGUCAUUGAACAAAACAUUUGCCUCUGUCAAGAAACGUGUAAAUUCCUCUGCUGACAUAGCUGAAGAAGAGCCACAGGGCAGGGGAACUAGACUGUACAGAUUCAUGAAAGCCUUUCUCUUCAUCUCAAUCUUUGCCUUGGCGAUGGAAGUAAUUGCCCAUUUCAAGAAAUGGAGCUAUCUGUCAGUGAUUCAUCCCUUGGAGGUUCAGGGCCUUGUGCACUGGUCAUACAUGGCUUGGCUGGCCUUCAGAGCUGAUUACAUUGCACCAUUGGUGAUCACGCUCUCUCAAUUCUGUGUCGCACUGUUCAUGAUUCAGUCUCUUGAUAGGAUGGUGCUGUGCCUUGGGUGCUUCUGGAUCAAGUACAGGAAAUUGAAGCCCGUGAUAGAUGAAGCAGCAUUUGACAUUGAGGAUUCUUCGAAUUUUCCCAUGGUUCUUGUUCAGAUCCCUAUGUGCAAUGAGAGAGAGGUGUAUGCUCAGUCGAUUGGGGCAGCUUGUCAGUUGGAUUGGCCCAAAGACAGGAUUUUAAUUCAGGUUCUGGAUGAUUCGGAUGAUGGAAAUGUACAGCUUCUUAUAAAGGAUGAAGUAUCCUCGUGGCGCGAAAAGGGGGCGAACAUAAUAUACAGGCAUCGAUUAAUUCGAACAGGUUACAAAGCCGGGAAUCUCAAUUCAGCCAUGUCCUGUGAUUAUGUGAAAGACUAUGAAUUCGUGGCAAUUUUCGAUGCGGACUUCCAGCCUAAUCCUGAUUUUUUAAAGCUUACGGUCCCUCAUUUCAAGGGCAAUCCUGACUUGGGUUUGGUCCAAGCUCGCUGGUCGUUUGUGAACAAGGACGAGAACUUACUCACGAGACUUCAGAACGUCAACCUGUGCUUCCAUUUUGAGGUGGAGCAGCAAGUGAACGGCAUUUUCCUUAAUUUCUUUGGAUUCAACGGGACCGCUGGCGUGUGGAGAAUCAAGGCAUUGGAGGACUCAGGAGGAUGGCUUGAGAGAACGACUGUUGAGGACAUGGAUAUUGCAGUCCGAGCACACUUGAAGGGAUGGAAAUUCAUUUUUCUUAAUGAUGUGAGGGUGCUUUGCGAACUUCCUGAGUCUUAUGAAGCUUACAAGAAGCAACAGCACCGGUGGCACUCAGGCCCGAUGCAGCUGUUCCGAUUGUGUCUUCCUGCCAUAAUUACUUCGAAGAUAACGGUGUGGAAGAAGGCCAAUCUAAUAUUCCUCUUCUUCUUGUUGAGGAAGCUCAUACUUCCCUUUUACUCAUUCACAUUAUUCUGCAUCAUCCUCCCAUUGACCAUGUUUAUACCCGAGGCCGAGCUCCCUCUCUGGGUGAUCUGUUACGUACCCAUUUUCAUGUCACUACUCAACAUCCUCCCUGCGCCAAAGUCCUUCCCUUUCCUGGUCCCCUACCUGCUAUUCGAGAACACCAUGUCGGUGACCAAGUUCAAUGCGAUGAUCUCGGGGUUGUUUCAGCUUGGAAGUGCUUAUGAAUGGAUUGUGACCAAGAAGACUGGUCGGUCCUCUGAAUCCGAUCUAUUGGCAUUCGCAGAAAGGGAGGAGAAGUCUUUGAACGAGGAGAAGAUCCAGAGGAGGCAUUCGGAUUCGGGUUUGGAGAUGUUGAGCAAAUUGAAGGAAAAGGGCGCAUUUCCAGCGAGGAAAAGGAAUAGGAUAUACAGGAAGGAGCUGGUGCUCGCUUUUUUACUCCUGACGGCGUCAGCUCAGCUUUUAUCGGCUCAUGGAGUGCAUUUCUAUUUCUUGCUGUUCCAAGGGCUGUCUUUCCUGGUCGUCGGCUUGGAUUUGAUCGGGGAGCAAGUGAGCUAACGCGGGAGUGUGUAAAUGCAUUGAGGUUAAUAUCACCGGCAGCUUUGUUGUAGUUUGAGCAAAUGAUAUCCAGAUAAAGAGAAGGUCGAAUAUCCAGCUCCAUUAUAAAUUUGGAUGGACUGGGACUAUCAGAUGCUAGUAGAAACAAGCGCAUUUGUUGUUAAUAGGGAGGUAUAAAAGCUUAUAGUCGGAUUCAUUUUAGAAUAAUUGUGUUAUUAAUGUUUGCAAUAAAGACAAAUUAUCAUAUAUUAAAGUAAA